AUCAAGGAUCGCUUGUUCUCUGCCCAAAAUAGCCAUAGUUCGUAUCAUUUAAUCCACGACAACCAUGAUCACUGCGAAUGUCUGGAGCGGCGAUGCACAAGGAGCUGCCACAGCAAGGGUGGAUUCAAGAAUUCGACAUCCAUGGCGAACUCUUGGGCAGGUCCGUGCAUCCACCUGUGAAAAUCGUUCAUCGUUAAUCCGUGCUUGUGCUGAUCCGUCAGCCUGGAGCUAAAACUGGCCAUGACAGAAUUUGUUGGCGCAUAGUUUUACUCGGGAAGGGCUCUGUUCUGAUAUCCUGCAGCCAUGCCAGGGUUGUUCACAACCUUCACAAAUUGCCGCCUAUGCAUUGGCGGCGAACUGGUGGAGGGCGAACGACUCGUCGUCUCAACAGAUGAAGGGAAGAUCCUUGAGAGCACAGGCUUCAUCGGCGGCGAAAUCGUUGACUUGGACGAUGCUAUCAUUGCCCCAGGAUUCCUGGAGCUGCAGACAAACGGGGUGAAUGGCUUUCACUUUUCAACAUUCGAAGACAACGAGCAAUAUGCCCUCAAGCUGCAGGAGGCAGCCAGUUUCUAUCCUUCGCAAGGCAUCACGGGAUUCUGGGCCACAAUCCCAACGACGACGUCCGAACGGUAUCAGAAGAUAUUACCAUUGUUAGCUCCAAAAGAUCACGAAGCCGGAGCAUCAUUGCUUGGUGCGCAUGCCGAAGGGCCAUACUUGAACCCGUCAAAGCCAGGAGCGCACAACGCAGAACUUUUCCAGCCAAUAAGAACUUCCCUCAGCUCCCUUUAUGGCCAAGGAUUCUCGAACGUGAAGCUAAUGACACUUGCACCUGAAUUGACAGAGUCGGAACUCCUUAUCAGAUCCCUCGUGAAUAGCGAUGUACGAGUUUCCCUUGGCCACAGUGCUGCCACCUACGACCAGGGUCUAAAGGCUCUUUCCGAAGGCGCAACGUGCUUGACGAAGACGAUGAACUGCUUCCCCCCAUUACACCACCGAGAACCUGGACUAGCAGGACUGAUCACUGUGAAUGAAAGUACGGGGACAAUUGCGCCGUACUACUCGCUCAUUGCUGAUGGCCAUCACGUACACCCAAGCGUCGUCACCAUGCUGUAUCGAGCGGCCCCCAAGCGAUGCAUAUUGGCUUCGGACUCCAUUGAACUUGCCGGACGCCCAGACGGAACCUACCCCGGUAAUAGCUUAGUAACUCAAAACCAAGUCAAAGCAGGACCCAUUGCCACAAUUGAAGGAACAAACACGCUCAUUGGCUCCUGUACCACAGUCAACGAAAGCGUGAAGAAUCUCAUUAAAUGGUCCGGCUGCUCAGUAGCGGAGGCUGUUCGAUGUGUAACAGAAAAUGUGGUCGACAUGAUGGGUGUUUUAGACCGAGGCAUACUCCAGGAGGGGCGCAGGGCAGACUUCGUGGUGUUGGAUGACGAGGGAAAUGUUCUUGAAACUUGGAUUAAGGGAAGGCAGGUUUGGAGAGCAGAGGGACGAGAGCCGUGGUACUGAUGAUGUGCUUCUGAGUUUUCACAGCAGUAUUUACGUAUCUAAACAGAUGCAAAUCUCGAACCUUUUCCGGCUCUCGAUGUGUGAAACUUUUUGGCUUGUUUUUGACUUUUUGCGCCUUAGACGAAAGGGGUAGAUCCAAGUUUCCGGCGACACUGAAUCCCUGAGUGGGUUCUUGAAGCCGGUUUUCGUACAACCGCAAUUCUUGAUCGACAAAUCUGACCUGAU
Molecule: messenger RNA, 1734 nt
Organism: Verruconis gallopava
Lineage: Eukaryota; Fungi; Ascomycota; Dothideomycetes; Venturiales; Sympoventuriaceae
Product: N-acetylglucosamine-6-phosphate deacetylase
Exons: 2
Coding region: 304-1509 (401 amino acids)
Biological process (GO): N-acetylglucosamine catabolic process
Molecular function (GO): N-acetylglucosamine-6-phosphate deacetylase activity
Source: RefSeq, a predicted model, not a curated record